Megachile rotundata (alfalfa leafcutting bee) is the source of this 2287-nucleotide messenger RNA. Its product is annotated as NECAP-like protein CG9132. Gene Ontology annotation, cellular component: clathrin vesicle coat; membrane. The record is from RefSeq and is a predicted model, not a curated record. Gene Ontology annotation, biological process: endocytosis. Lineage: Eukaryota; Metazoa; Arthropoda; Insecta; Hymenoptera; Megachilidae.
AAAGAUUUGUCAGAAAAUAUAAACGAGUUUUCAAAUAGUAGUUCGUUAAAUUCAGGUCUUGACGUUACGUGCUUCCCGUGUGAUUUGUUGAAAAUAUAAUGGAUACGUAUGAAAGUGUAUUGCUUGUCAAGUCUGAAGUAUUUGUGUUUAAAAUACCACCAAGGUCAACAAAUAGGGGUUAUCGAGCAGCUGAUUGGAAUCUCCAAGAGCCUUCAUGGACUGGGCGUAUGCGGCUUGUAUCACAAGGGGACUCUGUCACCAUAAAAUUAGAAGAUAAAAUGACUGGAGAAUUAUUUGCUAAAUGUCCAAUUGAGCAAUAUCCAGGAAUUGCAGUUGAACCAGUUACAGAUUCUUCCCGUUAUUUUGUUUUACGAAUCCAAGAUGAUAAUGGAAGAUCAGCUUUUAUUGGUGUGGGAUUUCUAGAUAGAUCUGACAGUUUUGAUUUAAAUGUUGCUCUUCAAGAUCAUUUUAAAUGGGUUAAAAAUCAAGAACAAAUAGAAAAAGAAAAGGACAAACCAAAACAGGAGCUGGACUUGAGAUUUAAAGAGGGAGAAACAAUAAAAAUAAACAUGAAAAUUACUAAAAAGGAUGGUAGUGAAGUUGCUUCUAAAACAAAGCAACGUCCCAAUGCAAAUAUAGGUUUACCUCCUCCACCAGGUGGUGUAAAAAUUGCACCACCACCUGCUAAAACUCCAACUUCGUCGCCUGCUCAUAAACCUGUUCAGAAUGUCAAUCAAACAAAUUCAGAAUGGGGAGAAUUUGCUAGUGCAUCACAGCAAUCAGGAACUCAGCCACCACCAACAGUAGGGAAUGCUAGUUGGGUUCAGUUUUAACUUACAAAGUGUAUUAAAGUUUAAUAUAGAUAUGCUAUAGAUUAAUAGGCUAUACAUUCAUAAUUUUUAUGUUCAUAGUACACAGGUAUGUUAAUAUGUACCUACACGUGUGCACAUAUGUAUCUUUUAAGGGUAAUUAUUGACAAAGAUGUUUCUUACUACAUGGUAAGUUAAUCAUAAUAUUUUACUUUUUUUUAUGAAUUUAUAUUUGAUUUAAUUACAAAAUAACUUGCGUGGAAUAAAUUUCAUUUAAGUUAUUAAGAAAAUUUUGACAGUGUUUGCUGAUAAUUAUAUAUGUAAAAAGCAUAUUUUCUUACACUUUUUGCUUAAGCAGAUUAUAUAAGAUGAGUAUAAUACUCAUAUUUUUUAUAUAAAGAACAACCAGAUAAGUUUAUUUUCUUGUACAGAGUAGCUUUAAAAAGGUGAAAUAACUCAAGUAACAAAAAUGAAAAAUUUACUUAUUAAAUAAUAAUUGUAAUUUAUGCUAUUAAAGCAUAAUUCUUUACCAAUAACAAGCAAUUUUAUGAUUAUUUCAGUAUUAUAUAAAAAAUAUACUGAAAUAAACUUUGAUAUUUUUUAUUACAAAGAUACAUUCUUUGUUGAAGCCCUUAAAAGAUUGUAAAUCGAAUUAUGGCAUAUACUGUCUUAAUUAGUAUUAUUUUUUUGGUGUUUGUACAUAAAACAAAAAUUAAAAAGGUUCAAGCAAAUGUAAGGCCUAAUUUUCUAAAUGUAUUAAGUUUUUAGAUUAUAUUUUGUGUUUAAAUUGAUACAUUGAAAAAGAUAUUGUCAUUAAGUAUAGUAUAUUUACAUGUUACUCUCUAUUUUUCAAAGAAACAGAUUAAGAAUUGGUUUUAUACUAACAUAAAUUUUGAUUAAACAUUUGAUUGUUCAACAAAGGUAUAGAAAAUGCUUGUAAAAAUUACGUACCACAAAAAAAUUGAUUAAAAAUACAUAGACAAAACACUGUUCUUUCAUAUAUAAAGAUAUUAUUCGAGUCAUCAUGAAGGAAAUUGAGUAAUCUACAUUCAAAAUAAUAAAAAAACAAAUUUGUUACAUAUCUCCAAUAGCGAAAAUGAGGGAUAUUGUUUUGUGUAUAUAUUAAAAAGAUGUUAUCAAAACCUUAGGUAUGUAAUAACUGUAAAUUAUUUAAAAAUACAAAAACAUUAAAUUAGAUCUUGUGAAUAGAAUAUAUACGAAAAGAUUAUUUAUAUACUCUAGUGUCAUUGUAAAUGGUGUUGAGUAUACUUGUAAAUGAUGUUGAAAAAUGUUGUUAAUAAUAUCUAUGUUAAUACUUAAUAUAACAACACCAAUAUCUUGUAAUUCCACAAGUUACAUUCCAUUGCAUAUACACAUACUCUUAUACAUGCGUUAUGUGCGUUAAAUGCAAUUUUCUUUUUGUAGGAAAAGAAAAAUACCGUUGCUUUUUAUUGUAUAUUUUCACUUAUAAUAAAUUG